Messenger RNA from Nymphaea colorata (pocket water lily), 1083 nucleotides. RefSeq names its product squamosa promoter-binding-like protein 3. Gene Ontology annotation, molecular function: DNA binding. The transcript has 2 exons. The coding region runs from base 228 to 791 and encodes 187 amino acids. NCBI's taxonomy places the organism in Eukaryota, Viridiplantae, Streptophyta, Magnoliopsida, Nymphaeales, Nymphaeaceae. Gene Ontology annotation, cellular component: nucleus. The record is from RefSeq and is a predicted model, not a curated record.
GAGAGAGAGAGAGGAGGGAACGCACAAGGAAAUGGUGGUGGUUCUUGUGGUCCUUGCUUUCUUUUUCACCUUUUCUAAUUCUCUCCCUCUGAUUAAACCCUACAACCCCACUUCAUUCGUUCCUUCCCCAGUGGCCCUCUCCCCUUCCUCCCUUCGUGUAUCAGCUGAGCACAAGCAGCAGCAGCGGAAUCCCUCACCGACCAUCACAACGGCGUCUGGUUGUGAGGAUGGAAAGGCAAGCAGCGACGGUGGCAGUGGCAUCAGAGGGGAGGAAGGGCAAGCAGAGGGAGAAGAAACAAGAGGUGGCGAUGGAAGAGGAGGAGGAGGAGGAAGAUGAGGAAGAGGAGGAGAAGAGGAAGAGGGCUAGCACCACCGUCGUGCUUGGCCGGAAGGGUUCCAAUUCCGGCCAGACGCCAUGCUGCCAGGCUGAGAACUGCUGUGCUGACCUCACCACCGCAAAGCGCUACCACCGAAGGCACAAGGUUUGCGAGACACACUCCAAAGCGGCCAUCGUCAUGGUCGCCGGCCUCCGGCAACGGUUCUGCCAGCAGUGUAGCAGGUUUCACGAGAUAUCAGAGUUCGAUGAGUCUAAGAGAAGUUGCCGGAGGCGGCUGGCGGGGCACAAUGAGCGGAGGCGAAAGAAUUCGGUGGAUUCUCAGACGGAUGGGACUAGCAGAAGGGGAAUCGGGCACCAACUGAAGGAUAACCAUUGCAGGCCUUCCGAGGAGGCGGGGAGGAUGCAGAUCACCUUGCAGGGGAAUCGCACUUGCAAGCAUUUCCAGAUCAGAUGAGAAUCAGAAUAGUUUCAGCAACCCUCACACUUCAAGCAUGCUGCUCUCUCUCUUCUGUCAUCUCUCUCUGGAUUCUGUUUUCAUGGGCCAACUACCGUGACUCGAAGACAUAUAUACUCCGUUAAGUGUAGAAGAUAUUAGCUUUAACGUAUUAAUCCUUGUGGCGCAGUUGGAUUUCCGUUCUGCAUGUAUGAUGUUUAGUUUCUAUUUCUAUCUAGUCAAUGCCUCUUUACGUCUGUAUUUGAUGUCUUUGAUGAAUGCAUGCUAUUUAGCCCUCGGAUUACCUUUUUCA